This is a messenger RNA of Ramularia collo-cygni, 771 nucleotides long. RefSeq lists its product as uncharacterized. The transcript has a single exon. The record is from RefSeq and is a predicted model, not a curated record. Lineage: Eukaryota; Fungi; Ascomycota; Dothideomycetes; Mycosphaerellales; Mycosphaerellaceae. Bases 1 to 771 code for a protein of 256 amino acids.
AUGCCAGGCAAGAUCAUCUCCCUGUGCAAGGGGCGGAAGGGUAAGCAAGCACUCAAGCUGAGGAUGACGACUGCAUGCUCUUCAUGCGUAACAAGAGACAGAGCCAAGCUCGACGAAGACGCAAAACUGCGCAGCGUUCUUGAUGAUAUCGAGACAUGCUUACAAUCCUCCGGCAAAGAUUCUGGAAAUGUUUUCGCACAACUCAAGCAUGACGCCAAGGCCUGCCAUGAGGCUGCGAUUAAAAAUCUGUACGUCCAAGCUCGGGAGGAUCGGCGCAAGAAUGCCAGUCGAAAACCGCAUUUUCGCGAACUCGAUGGAGGAGAAGCGGAACAAGACCAAGCGGAACGCAACAAAAUCCAGCACAAUGAAUUCCAGCGCAAGCUCGAGGUUAUCGCUCAGUGGCACAAGCGAAAUGCUCAGACAACAGAGCGUUGUCCAGGUAUAUGUCAACAGCCCAUCGGAGAAGGAUGCGUAUGUGAGAAGGGCGCAUCCGACAAAGUCUCGCCUGCUGUCCGUCCGUGGACGGCUUCGUGGCUCACAUUGCCAAAGCAGCCAGAACAAUCGAUAGCGCCUUGCCCGAAGCUGAUCUUGCGCCCCACGCCGCCAAAGCAGCAAAAUGGUACCAUUGAGAGGAAACGGAAGCGUGCAGGAGACGACUCGACAGAGCCUUUGUGUCCCAGUAGAAUUGUGCGCACGCCAAACGAGAACCCCGGUCCACGUCCAUUGAAAAGGGGGAAGGAGAAGCYCCCACAGAUGGUGCGUGCCGCCUGA